Molecule: messenger RNA, 2277 nt
Organism: Notechis scutatus (mainland tiger snake)
Lineage: Eukaryota; Metazoa; Chordata; Lepidosauria; Squamata; Elapidae
Product: primary amine oxidase, lung isozyme-like
Biological process (GO): amine metabolic process
Cellular component (GO): plasma membrane
Molecular function (GO): quinone binding; primary methylamine oxidase activity; copper ion binding
Source: RefSeq, a predicted model, not a curated record
AUGAAGUUGAAAGUGAUUUAUUCUCUCAUAGCAAUAGGCAUCACCAUCAUUAUUAUCUUAGUCUUGAGUUUCCAAAAUAGAGGAGAAAAACCCAAAGAAUGUGAGAGCUCUUCCCAGAAAAAGGGGCAAGAGGAUGGUGGCCAAGAUAUUGGCAGUCAAGUAUUUCAAGAUUUAACCCCAGAAGAGAUAAUGCAAGUAAAGAGUUAUUUACAGUCCAACCUGGGAGUGCCACUGGUGGAGACGCCUCAAGCCAAACAAUCAGACAACUGCAUUUAUUUCAUCACUUUGCAGCUCCCUCCCAAAGCACAAGUAUUACAAUUCCUAGAUAAUCAAGGAUCUCAGCCACCACGAGAAGCUCUGGCUGUGGUCCAUUUUGGAAAUCAGGCAGAGCCCAAUGUGACAGAAUAUCUGGUGGGUCCACUUCCAGAUCCAACAUAUCACCAAGAUAUCACAGUAGAAAAAUAUGGAAGGAAAUUGCCUUAUUCUCAAAGGAUGGUUUCGAGAAAUGAGUUUCAUGAAAUCCGCAAUUUCUUAAAGAGAAAUGAAUACCCGAAGGCUCCAAAUUUCAUGCAAAAAGUUCUAAAUUACAAUGGAAGCAAUCUUCGGUAUAGCAGACAAAUGCCACCAGGGCUAAAAUCAGGAGAUCGCAAAACGUGGGUGAGUCAUUUCCAGAAUGUGUCUGGCUUCUAUUUGCAUCCAGUUGGUUUUGAAGUCCAAGUGGAUCAUAGUAGCUUGGAUGUUUCUGAGUGGAAGGUAUUAAAAGUAUUCUAUAAUGGACAAUACUUUGAAGAUAUGGGCGACCUUGAGAGACAAUUCAACAUGGGAAAGGUUAGAGUAGACAAAGUUAAUGAAGUCCCUCUUGAUGGGGGCUACUCUUCACUGAAGCAGAGGGUGCCACCAAAAGAUCCAGGCCCUUUGCAGUAUGAACCCCGUGGACCACGCUAUAGGAUUCACAAUAAUCAUGUCACUUUUCUGAACUGGAGUUUUGCAUUUGGAAUUGAUGCAAGCAGGGGUCCACGUAUCUUUGAUGUCAGGUUUAAUGGAGAAAGAAUAAUCUAUGAGUUAAGUUUGCAAGAAGCAAGUGCUAUCUAUGGAUCCAACAGUCCUACUUCCAUGUUGACUAGAUACAUGGAUGCCAGCUUUGGACUUGGGUCCCAUAUCUUUCCACUCACCCAAGGUCUGGAUUGUCCUUAUUUAUCCAGUUAUUUAGACUGGCACUUUUUUUAUGAUAGUUCAUUAACUGUUAGCCGUAAAAAUGCUAUCUGCAUCUUUGAGCAGAAUGCUGAAUUAUCCAUACGACGGCAUUAUGAAAGCAUCCAGUUUCCUUUUUAUGGAGGGUUGGCAGAUUCAAAUCUGGUGUUUCGGACUAUAUCUACUGUUGGCAACUAUGACUAUGUCUGGAGUUUUAUUUUCCAUCAAAAUGGAGCUGUUGGUGUUCGGGUCCAUGCCAGUGGGUAUAUUCAAAAUUCAUUUUACUUUGGUGAUGCUGAAGACUUUGGCAAUAGAAUCCAAGAAUGGGUGUUGGGAACAAUUCAUACCCAUAAUAUUCAUUUCAAGGUGGAUUUGGAUAUUGGUGGUGUGAAAAAUACCCUGAUUGGUAAUGACAUGGCUUUUGAGACCUUGCAGGCCCCUUGGAGUCCAGAAAAUAAGAUCCAUCGAAUGAAAAAGGUUAGGAAAGUUUUGGACACUGAGAACAAAGCAGCAUUCCAUCUCCAUGAUGAUAUGCCCAGAUACAUUUAUUUUGCAUCCAACUGUACCAAUAAGUGGGGCCAUGAGCAUGGCUAUCGGAUCCAGACUGUCAGCUUUUCUGGAGACCAUUUGCCAGAAUCAGAUCCAAUGGAGCCAGGCCUAAGUUGGGGUCGUUAUAAGCUAGUUGUUACAAAGAGGAAAGAAAAUGAACCUUUCAGCACCACUAUCUACAAUCAGGUUGACCCAUGGAAUCCUCCUGUGGCCUUUGCUGACUUCAUAAACAAUGAGAGCAUUGUCAAUGAGGAUCUGGUUGCCUGGAUCAAUGCUGGUUUUCUACAUAUUCCACAUUCUGAGGAUAUACCCAAUACUGCAACCCUUGGGAAUGAAGUUGGUUUUUUCUUGAGACCAUACAAUUAUUUUGAUGAUGACCCUUCCAUGUAUUCUCCAGACAGUGUUUAUUUCAGCCACCUGCAGGACCCCACAUCCUGUGAGCUCAACCAACUUGCAUGCCUGGCAAAAAUGGCUUCGUGUUUGCCCAUUUUUCCUCCUUUCACUUAUGAGGGUUUUCAAAACAUGACAAUUUUCUAA